AUGGAUGUCGCAUCGCUCUUCAACGUCAAGGACAAAAACAUCCUCGUAACAGGCGGCGCGAAAGGAAUAGGCUACAUGAUCUCAGAAGGCUACGUCACAAACGGCGCAACAGUCUACAUCUCCUCCCGCGACGCAAAAGCCUGCUCCGCCUCCGCCGCCGCCCUCACCGCCAAAGGUCCGGGCAGGUGCCACGCCAUCCCCGCCGACCUCCAGAAGCUAGACGACUGCAAGCGCCUCGUCGACGAGCUCGCCAAGCAGACGGGCGGGCGACUCCACGUCCUCGUGAACAACUCGGGCGCGGCGUGGGGCGACGCCUUCGAAACGUACCCGGACGCCGCCUGGACCAAACUCCUCACCCUGAACCUCCAGCGCGUCUUCACGCUCACGCAGCUCGCCGCGCCCCUCCUCGAGGCCGCUUCCGGCGGCGCGGGCGACCCGUCGCGCAUCAUAAACAUCGGCAGCGUAGACGGCCUCCGCGUGCCCCUGAUCUCCUCGUACGCCUACAGCGCGAGCAAAGCCGGCCUCCACCACCUCUCGCGCGCGCUCGCCAGGGAACUGGGGCCCAGGGGCAUCACGAGCAACACCCUGGCCUGCGGGCCGUUCGAGAGCAAGAUGAUGGCGGCCACGCUCGAGACGAUGCGCGAUACCAUCGAGGAGGAGAUCCCGAUGCGGAGGAUCGGGACGCCGCAGGAUGUCGCGGGCGCGUGUCUGUUCUUGAGCGGGCGGGCGGGCGCGUUCGUGACCGGGGCGACGAUUACUGUUGAUGGUGGGAUUGUGUUGGCUUCCAAGUUGUGA
This is a messenger RNA of Colletotrichum costaricense, 795 nucleotides long. RefSeq names its product short chain dehydrogenase/reductase family protein. The record is from RefSeq and is a predicted model, not a curated record. Gene Ontology annotation, molecular function: oxidoreductase activity. The transcript has 2 exons. Bases 1 to 795 code for a protein of 264 amino acids. Lineage: Eukaryota; Fungi; Ascomycota; Sordariomycetes; Glomerellales; Glomerellaceae.